This is a messenger RNA of Eremothecium sinecaudum, 4935 nucleotides long. RefSeq names its product DNA-directed RNA polymerase I core subunit RPA190 (gene RPA190). Gene Ontology annotation, cellular component: RNA polymerase I complex. The transcript has a single exon. Lineage: Eukaryota; Fungi; Ascomycota; Saccharomycetes; Saccharomycetales; Saccharomycetaceae. Gene Ontology annotation, molecular function: DNA-directed RNA polymerase activity; DNA binding. Gene Ontology annotation, biological process: DNA-templated transcription. Bases 1 to 4935 code for a protein of 1644 amino acids. The record is from RefSeq and is a predicted model, not a curated record.
AUGGAUAUAUCUAAGCCUGUUGGUGCGGAGAUCACCGGAGUUGAUUUCAGCAUCAUGACUGCUGAAGAGAUCCGUGGAUUGUCUGUGAAACAGAUUACGAAUCCUACGGUGCUGGAUCAUUUAGGUCAUCCUAUUCGGGGCGGUUUAUACGAUUUAUCGCUUGGAGCGUUUCUACGUAACUUGUGUGCUACGUGUGGAUUAGAUGAGAAGUUUUGUUCUGGUCAUCAGGGUCACAUUGAGUUGCCAGUUCCUUGUUAUAACCCUUUAUUCUUUAACCAGUUGUACAUUUACCUGAGGUCGUCGUGUUUGUAUUGCCACCGGUUUCGGUUGAAGGAAGCAGAGGUGCAUCGUUAUGCAUGUAAGUUGAAGCUGCUACAAUACGGUUUGAUAGAUGAGGCAUAUAAGGUUGACGAUAUAACUGUCAGCGGUAUGGAGGCUGCAUCCGACGAGGCAGAGGAAGAAGGAAAAUCUACAGAUAUUUCAGGAGCUGUUUUGCAAGAGCUGCGGAUGAGACGGAAGGAGUACGUUGAUCUACAGAUAGCUAAGGCGAUGUCCGAAGGUAGAACUUCAUCGUGCGGGACUUUUACUGCUACUGUGAAUGACGAGAGGAAGAAGGUUGUGCAAGACUUCUACAAGAGACUAUUAGGCAGGCCAAAGUGUGACAACUGUGGUAUGUUCUCUCCAAAGUUCAGAAAGGACGGCUUUACUAAGAUUUUUGAGACUGCAUUGACUGACAAGCAACUUACGAAUAACCGAGUGAAGGGCUUAAUCCGUGAAGAUAUGAUUAGGAAGCAAAAACAGAUUAGAAAGCUUGGUGGAGAGAAUGAGGAAGAGGUUGACGAAGAUUUCGGAUCUGGAAGAACCAUGAAUGCGAAGCAAUCCGCUGGUUCAACAUAUAUUCUUUCCACCGAGGUGCGUAACAUUCUAAGAGCAGUGUUCAAGAAGGAGCAGGAGGUUUUGCAAUAUGUUUUCCAUUCUAGACCAAAUAAGAGCAAAAAGAUGGUGAAGGCUGAGAUGUUUUUCAUGGAUGUGGUUGUUGUCCCAGCUACUAGAUUCCGUUUGCCAUCCAAGCUGGGCGAUGAAGUUCACGAGAACACACAGAAUCAAUUGCUAUCCAAAAUCUUAACCACAUCUUUGCUGAUCAGGGAUCUCAAUGACGAAAUGUCUAAGCUGCAAAAAGACAAGGUUUCUAUAGAGGAUAGAAAGGUCAUCUUCAACAGACUGAUGAAUGCGUUUGUGACUAUUCAAAAUGAUGUGAAUGCCUUCAUUGAUUCUAGUAAGGCCCAAGGUAACACUGGUGGAAAAGUUCCAAUUCCAGGUAUCAAGCAAGCUUUGGAAAAGAAGCAGGGUUUGUUUAGGAAGCAUAUGAUGGGUAAGCGUGUGAACUAUGCUGCGCGCUCGGUCAUUUCUCCAGAUCCAAACAUUGAAACCAACGAGAUUGGUGUUCCACCUGUUUUUGCUACCAAGCUUACUUACCCAGAGCCUGUUACUGCUUACAACAUUGCCGAAUUGCGUCAAGCGGUUAUUAACGGCCCUGACAAAUGGCCGGGUGCAACCCAAAUUCAGAAUGAGGAUGCUUCUUUGGUGUCCUUAAUUGGCAUGACGUUGGAACAACGUAAGGCGUUGGCCAACCAAUUGAUGACUCCUUCUGCUUACAACUCUACGCACGCUUUGAAUAAGAAAGUUUAUCGUCAUAUCAAGAACAGAGAUAUUGUCAUUAUGAAUCGUCAACCAACUUUGCAUAAAGCCUCCAUGAUGGGACAUAAAGUGAGAGUUUUGCCAGGAGAGAAAACCUUGCGUUUGCAUUAUGCUAACACAGGUGCAUACAAUGCAGAUUUCGAUGGUGAUGAAAUGAAUAUGCACUUCCCUCAAAAUGAAAAUGCAAGAGCUGAAGCCUUUAACUUAGCUAAUACUGAUUCUCAAUACUUAACCCCAACUUCUGGUUCUCCAGUGAGAGGUUUAAUUCAAGAUCAUAUUUCUGCGGGCGUCUGGCUAACCAACAAGGACUCUUUCUUUACCAGAGAACAAUACCAACAAUACAUCUACGGCUGUAUCAGACCAGAAGCAGGUCAUACAAUGAGGGCAAAAAUCGUCACAGUUCCUCCAGCUGUUGUUAAGCCAAUUCCUUUAUGGACUGGUAAGCAAAUCAUAACCACUGUUUUGUUAAAUGCUACUCCAUCAGAUAUGCCUGGUAUUAACCUUGUUUCAACUAAUAAAAUUAAGAAUGAUUACUGGGGCAAGGGUUCCACGGAAAAUGAGGUUAUAUUCCAGAAUGGUGAGCUGCUUUGUGGUAUUUUGGAUAAAUCUCAAUACGGUGCUUCUAAGUAUGGUAUUGUCCACUCGCUGCACGAAGUUUAUGGUCCUGACGUUGCUUCUAAGGUACUAUCUAUUUUGGGUAGAUUAUUUACCAACUAUAUCACUUCCACAGCUUUUACAUGUGGUAUGGACGAUUUGAGAUUAACUGACGAAGGCAACAAAUGGAGGACCGAUAUUCUAAAAACUUCUGCUGAUAUUGGCUGUAUCGCAGCUGCAGAGGUUACGAAUUUAGAUAAGGAUGUGAAACGUGAUGAUCCAGAAUUGAUCAAGAGACUAGAGGAGAUCUUGCGUGACGAUAACAAGCUGGGCAUUCUUGAUGCUGUUACUUCUUCAAAGGUAAACGCUAUAACAUCUAAGGUUGUCUCCAAGUGUGUGCCAGGUGGUACAAUGAAGAAGUUCCCAUAUAACUCUAUGCAAGCGAUGGCUUUAUCUGGUGCUAAAGGUUCUAAUGUUAAUGUCUCCCAGAUUAUGUGUUUGUUAGGGCAACAAGCAUUGGAAGGUAGAAGAGUCCCAGUUAUGGUGUCUGGUAAAACUUUGCCGGCAUUUAAGCCAUUUGAAACUGACGCUAUGGCUGGUGGUUAUAUUAAAGGUCGUUUCUACUCUGGUAUCAAACCCCAAGAGUACUAUUUCCACUGUAUGGCUGGUAGAGAAGGUCUCAUCGAUACUGCUGUUAAGACUGCAAGAUCUGGGUAUUUGCAACGUUGUUUGACAAAACAACUUGAAGGUAUUCAUGUUUCUUAUGACAACACUGUCAGAGAUGGAGAUGGUACUCUAGUUCAAUUCUUGUAUGGUGGAGAUGCGGUUGACGUUACAAAAGAAUCCUAUUUGACGGAAUUCAAUUUCUGCGUUAAUAAUUGUGAUGCGUUAUUAAAGAACUACAACCCAUCUGCUCUAAUAGAACAUUUGGACGUUGAAUCUGCGUUGAAAUAUUCUAAAAAGGCAAUGAAACACAGAAAAAAGAAUAGCAAGGUACCUCAUUAUGUUCAAAAGAAUAAGUACGACCCAGUACUGGCAAAGUACAAUCCAUCUAAGUACCUUGGAGCUGUUUCAGAAAAAUUCCAGGAUAAACUAGAGGAAUUCAUUGAGUCUAAUUCUAGUUUGUUCAAAAACAAAUCAUCAAUUAAUGAAAAGAAGUUCAGGGCAUUGAUGCAGUUGAAGUAUAUGCGUUCUUUAAUUAAUCCUGGAGAAGCUGUUGGUAUUAUUGCAUCUCAAUCUGUUGGUGAACCAUCUACGCAAAUGACUCUAAACACCUUCCACUUUGCAGGUCACGGUGCUGCCAAUGUUACAUUAGGUAUUCCACGUAUGAGAGAAAUUAUUAUGACCGCAUCUGCUGCUAUUAAAACUCCACAAAUGAGGUUACCAAUUCUUCCCGAUGUUUCUGAUGACUCCGCCAAUCUUUUCUGUAAGAAUGUCAGUAAAGUUAUGCUUUCAGAAGUUGUCGAUAAUGUUACUGUUGUCGAAACUACUGGCUCUACUGGUGCUACCAGUGCUCGGUCAUAUGGGAUUACUAUAAAAUUCUUUGAUUCAAAAGAGUAUGGUGAAGAGUAUGAUGUUUCCAAAGAGGAGUUACAAACUGUUGUCUCUACGAAGUUCUUAGCGGCACUAGAAAGCGCAAUUGUGAAGGAGCUGAGGAAGCAGAAGAAGAGCACCGUACCUGAUGUUGGUGUUGCGGUACCAGCAUCACAAACAGAUUUUGUUGCUGCUGAGAAGGUCUCCAAUCCCGAAGAAGAGGACAACGAUGAAGAGCAAUCACGUAAAAAGCUCAAGCAAGCUGUUUCAUACGAUGAUCCUGAUGAUGAUGAGAUGGAAACUAUAAGACAGGCUGAAGAAACAUCUGAUGAGGAAGAAAUUUCUGAUAAAGAGAAUGAGGCCUUGAAGAGUGAAGGCGAUUCAGACUCUGAAGAUGAUAUUUCAGAACAGGCUGAAAAAGCUAAAUUCAUGAAUAGGUUGCAAAAGGAUCGUCAAUCUGCAAUUAUUUCUUCUCAUAGGUUUGUCUCUAAGUACAACUUUGACGAUGAAGAUGGAAAAUGGUGUGAAUUCAAGUUAGACCUAGCUGCUGACACGGAAAAAUUAUUGAUGAUCAAUAUUGUAGAAAACAUUUGUCGCCAAUCAGUUAUUAGAGAAGUGCCACAUAUCGACCGUUGUAUUUACCCAGAGGCUGAAAGUGACAAACGUGCAUUAGUCACAGAGGGUGUUAACUUUCAAGCUAUGUGGGAUCAGGAUGCUUUUAUUGAUGUUAAUGGUAUUACAUCUAACGAUGUCGCAGCUGUUCUGAAAACCUACGGUGUCGAGGCUGCUAGAAAUACCAUCGUUAAUGAAAUUAAUAACGUUUUCUCCCGUUAUGCUAUUUCUGUGUCAUUCCGUCAUUUAGACUUGAUUGCUGACAUGAUGACCAGACAAGGUUCUUACUUGGCGUUUAAUAGACAGGGUAUGGAAUCUUCAACUUCUGCAUUGAUGAAGAUGUCAUACGAAACGACUUGUCAGUUCCUAACGAAGGCUGUGUUAGAUAAUGAACAUGAAGAACUAAAAUCUCCAUCAGCUAGGAUUGUGCUUGGUAAGUUGAAUGCUGUUGGUACAGGUGCAUUUGAUGUCCUGACCGCAGUUCCUAAUGCCGCUUAA